AUGUUGACCACCACCAAGGAGGAGCUAGGCAAGGUGGAAGAGCUUCUCCCAACGUUGCAAGUGUUUGAGCAAAGGCAUGGGCUGUUUGGGGAGCAAGACAGCGAGGCCUUGGGCUCGGCAACGGCGGUGGCCUACGCGGCCAAGGGUGGCAACUUUGCCGGCAAGGGCAAGGGUGGCCCCGGGAAGGCUUCCAUGGCUUGCCACAAGUGUGGAGCCGGGGUUGGCACCGUGGAGUUGCGGUGUGAGAUGCACUCGGGAGAGCGGGUUAACCUCUCCGUGAGGUGCUUACGUCCCGGGUGUGGCGUAGAACAGGUCUGCUCGGUGAAGAAAGCAACCGCGGUAGUAGGGGCCGAGGUUGUGUUCCGCGGGGUGGUGUGCGAAGUGUCCAUGGACGGGGAGGUCAUGCUUCGGGCGGAGGAGAACGCGGAGGGCUUGUCGGUGAUUUGCCAACCAUCGGCAACGUGGGAGGACACGUGCUUGCUCGUGAGGGAAGCCGAGAGCCCGGUGUUGUGGCACCGGAGGUUGGGGCACGCCGAAAAUGAGAGCUUGGCCAAGAUGGUCGAGGGCCCGGGGUUGGUCCGGGGUGUGGGCACUGGGGGUCAAAGCGGAGGCGUUCCGGGAGGAGAAAACGUCGGUGGGGGGAGUAGGUACUUGGCCACUUUCCUCGACGACUUUAGCAAGCUUUCGGUGGUGCAACCGAUGAAGCGGAAGAGCGACGUCACGGCGGUCACAGAGAGCGUGUUUGCCCGCUUGGAGUUGCAAUCCGGGAAGAAGGUCAAGUCGGUGCAAACGGACCGGGGCGGGGAGUACGUCAACGAAGGAAUGAUGGCCCUCCUCGGAAAGCGAGGGACGGUGCAACGGACCACGGCGGGGCACUCUCCGAAGAAAACGGCUCGGCGCAGCGGUUGA
Klebsormidium nitens is the source of this 909-nucleotide messenger RNA. The record is from the annotation of a GenBank genome assembly. Lineage: Eukaryota; Viridiplantae; Streptophyta; Klebsormidiophyceae; Klebsormidiales; Klebsormidiaceae.